This is a messenger RNA of Camarhynchus parvulus, 4102 nucleotides long. It is a transcript of the gene GPBP1, whose product is annotated as GC-rich promoter binding protein 1. Gene Ontology annotation, biological process: positive regulation of DNA-templated transcription; DNA-templated transcription. NCBI's taxonomy places the organism in Eukaryota, Metazoa, Chordata, Aves, Passeriformes, Thraupidae. Bases 1602 to 3017 code for a protein of 471 amino acids. The record is from RefSeq and is a predicted model, not a curated record. The transcript is spliced from 13 exons. Gene Ontology annotation, molecular function: DNA binding; RNA binding. Gene Ontology annotation, cellular component: nucleus.
GGCACUCGGAGCAGCCCGGGACAGCCCCGGGACAGCCCCGGGAACAGGCGCGGAGCGGACACAGAGCAGCUGGGCCGCCCCGCUCCUUGCCCCACCGUGUUGCCCGGACCGCCCUCGGGGACGACACGGAGAGCCGCCCCCGGGCGGCCGCCGGGAGGGCCGAGCACGGGUGCUCAGCGGAGCCGCAGGGGGAGGUCGUGGACCCCGAGAGGCGGGGCUCUGUGUGCCCGCACACCCGAGAACCGGGGUCUGUGUGCCCGCACACCCGAGAGCCGGGGCUCUCUGUGCCCGCACACCCCGGAGCGGGCGGCCUGUGUCCGCCCACCCCGGCAGCGGGUCUGUCUCCACAGCCCGGGAAAGGAAGCAUGCCCCGGGCCGCGCUGGGGCUCCCCCGGCGGCUCCCGCCGCCCCUCCGGGAAAUGUCCCUGGCCCAGGUUGCUUGAACGAUAGAGUCAGUCCUGGAUGUUUGUAGCCUUUUGCUUCAGCUGGCAGAGAAGAGGUGAACACUGACCUGCAGCAGUUCUUCCUGUGAAAGGAAGAAAUAUCGGACACUGUUCUGGGAUAAUUUGUGCGUGCUUUGUCCAGAAAAUGCCCCUCAAACAAGCAGUAGACAUCUGGGAAGAGAACUGAGGAAAUCGUGAGGUUUUUUCUUCUAGCAGUGUCGAGCACAUCACCCUUGGAUUCUUUUGUCCGCAUGGCAUGGAUACAUAGCUAAAUUAAUGAAGUUCUGAAUACUUCAGCUGCAAAAAUAAAGUGCUUUCCUUUUUUACGUACUCCUUUUACUUCUCAGCAACAUUCUUUCUGAGUCAGAGGCUUAACCAGUUUUGUUAACUAGCUGCAGGUUAAAUGUGGCCUGAGUCACUGUGGGGACAUUGCUGAAAAGUUUCAUGGCAGAUUUUUUUCUCCCCCUUAUUUCAUUUUUUAGAUUUUCUGACACAGUCUUCUCUCAUUUUGCAGUGAGACUGAUUUUAUAAAUGAAGAAUUUAAUAGAUGUUUGUUUAUACUUUUUUCUUUUGUAUUUUAUUUAAUAUUUUUCUUGAAAAAUGUUGUUGCUCAUAAGCAGUAUGGAGGUAUCCAGAUAACUGUUUACAAAUGCCUGUGCUGCCGGAAGGUAGGAAAUGUUCUUCAGUUCAUAUGUGAAAUUUGGGUUUUUGACAUCACAGUCUGUGGAGUAAAAACUGUAUUUAUUUCACUUGGAGCUGAUGCUGCAUAUAGUGGUAUCUACAUGCAAUAGACAAGAGAAGAAACUGUCAGAGAAAAGAAAAGGCUUUUAAGACAGACAUUGGCAGACUUUGUAAAUAGCCUUGCAGAAUCUGUAAGAGAGAAGGAUAGGUAGCUGAUUUCUGAGAGGUCAAAUCUAUGUCAAACUGCCACGAAUGUAGUAUCCACAGGAACUCGGGAUAUUAUCUCAAGGAAAACAAACUGGAAAAAUAUAAAUCACGCAGUACUAGCACCUUGUGUGGUCCUCUUGGAUUAGGUUUGCAUUCAACAGAGCUGCUACUGCCUGAAAGAAAAUUAAGAUGGACAGAGCAACUUAAUUCAAAAGGACUUGCCAUGAGGUGCUAAGCCUUUUUUCAUUGAUUUGGAAAGACUGGACCUAAAUGGCGCAGCAUGACUUUGCUCCAGCCUGGCUUAAUUUUCCUACUCCACCAUCAUCAACAAAGUCAUCACUGAAUUUUGAGAAGCAUUCUGAAAAUUUUUCAUGGACAGAGAAUAGUUAUGAAGCAAAUCGCAGAAGACACAAUUCUUCGGAAGGAUUUGAUCCUAGCGCUGGAAGGCCAAAUGGAGGGCAUUUUGGGCGAAAAGAGAGGAAUGGGUGGCGUUCACAAGGUAGAAAUGGUCCAGAAAAUAUAAACCAACGUGGAGGGUACCAUGGUGGAGGUUCCCGUACUCGUAGCAGCACCUUCCAUUGUGGAAAAGGCCAGGGACUGCAUGAAAAGAAUGUACUUGAUAAUGAAAUCCGGAAAAAGGAAGAAAAAGAAGUACCCAACCAGUUUGAGGCUGAGGACUUCCCAUCUUUAAACCCUGAAUAUGAGAGGGAACCAAACCAGAAUAAAUCUCUAGCUGCAGGUGUGUGGGAGUACCCUUUAAAUCCUAAAUCUAGGUCUCAGAGAAUGCUGGUCAUUAAAAAAGGCAGUACAAAAGAACUGCGGAUAUCUGGAUUCCCAUUAGUGGGAAGUCUUCACUCACAGCCGGUAAGGAAUGGAACUGGCACAAGUGUUUAUAAAGGAUUAGUCCCCAAACCUGUAACUCCACCUGCAAAGCCCACACACUGGAAAAGCCAAGCAAAAGAAAAUAAACUUGGGAAUGCAUUUCCUCCUGAAUCUGCAUAUGGUGUUGGCAGUUUCAGUCCUUUCAAAUCAACUGUCAAGGCAUUUGCUGUAACACAAAAUUCAGUGAAACAGUGUAAUUGGUCAAAUUCUUCAUCCCCUGUUGACACAUCUGGUCAGCUUCGUUUAACAAAAUUGACAAGAAUGCGGACUGAUAAGAAGAGUGAAUUUUUGAAAGCAUUGAAAAGAGAUAGAGUGAAAGAGGAACAUGAAGAUGAGAAUCAUGAUGGGCAAGAGAAGGAUGAUGAGUCCUUCAGCUUGCAUAACAACAACAGUCCUCAUCGUGAGAGAGAUAUAAACCGAAACUUCAAAAAUGAGAUUCCGCAGGAGAAUGGCAAUGCUUCAGUUACACCUCAGCAGAUCAUUCAGUCUUCAGCUUUCCCUCAGGCAAAUGUUCUUUCGAGCUCACUUGAGGCAGAGCAUAGGUUGUUAAAGGAGAUGGGCUGGCAGGAAGACAGUGAAAAUGAUGAAACAUGUGCUCCACUAACUGAGGAUGAGAUGAGGGAAUUUCAAGUCAUUAGUGAACAGUUACAAAAAAAUGGCCUUCGGAAAAACGGCAUUUUGAAAAAUGGCCUCGUCUGUAAUUUUAAAUUUGGCCCCUGGAAAAACAGCACUUUCAAACCUGCUCUGGAGAAUGAGGAUUCUGAGACAAGCAGCAGUGAUACAUCAGAUGAUGAUGAUGUGUGAAGACUUCUGUAACACCUGUAGAAGUCCAUUUGUUCUUGUGAAGAUUGGGGAUGUUUUGUCCAAGAACAAAAAUUGUCAUUUAUGUAGUAACAUGCCCACUACAGAAAGAAUAAUGGGACUUUCCUCUGAAGGAAGCAAGGAAUGUUCUGUUGGGUGUGUUGAAAAUCAUUAUAAGUUCUCCGUAAACGAAUGUUGUAGAAGAGGCCUUGUGUUGACCCAGUGUUGACUUCCAUCACUGAAGCAUUUCUGACUAGCAAUGUGACAAUGUUAUGAAUCAGACUUUCUCACUUAAUAAUAAAAGCAAAGAAUUGUGUAAUGUCUUGCAAAGCUUCUGUCUUAAAAUGUCUAAGGAAGAAAAGAGCAGCUUGACACAGUGUUUUGCUUGCCAAGUCAUUUUUUUCUUACAGUGGAAAUCAAUGAGUCCACUUUGUACGCACAAAGGGCAAUGUAGCGUGUUGGCUAAAAUGAGCAAAGUGCACUAAAACUCUUCCUUAACUGAGUUGUUGAACUGUUCUGCAAAUAACUGCUCUUUAGCCAUUGGUUGUGUUGUCGUUGUUAUUAAUGGCAAAAGACCCUGGUGUUACAGUUCCAAAUUUCUAGAAUUAACUUUUAAAUUGAAAGCUUUAAGGGGUAUAGCAAGACCCUUAUUCUCACAGUGACUUGUGGGAAAAUAAGCAGUUUGAUUUUGCUAUUCGACAUGUGGAAAAAUCAUUACAGUGAUUGGAUUUGUCCACUACAUGGGAAAUAAACUGAUUUACAGAGUAUUGUCUCAGUGCAUAGCAUCACGGGUAUUGUUUUUAAAACAGCUAAGUUUGUUUGCAUUUAUAUUACAUGUACUCUGGCAGCAGUGCAGUUGUGCAUUUCAGUACAAGGUAAAAAUACUUUCAUCACUAGAUCCUGCUUUUAUAGCAGCAGAAGUAUAUGUGUGCAAUGACCACCUCUUUUGCUUACUCAGUGUAAGACUUUAUGAUCUCACAUUUAAAAACCAAUAUUGUAUUAUUUAUAGUUUUAUUUGGUUUAUUUUAGUUCUUUACAUGUUGUCCACAGUUGUACAAGCUGUGUAGCAUUAAUUCAUAAGCACAACU